GCACUAGCUUGAAGAUAUUUUUCUCUUUGCGAAAACGUGUUGCAUGUGGUUUAGUUUACAGGUUUAUGAACUAAGAUCAUGAGGACUACCUUAACAUUUGUGGUGAUCGUGGCCUUCGUCUUGAUUUCUGCAUCUCUGCACUCAAAUGCAAAAAGGCUGACUUUGAAAGAGAACCACCGUCAGCUGCUGACCGAUGAUCGGCGCCAGAGCGAGACAAAUGCUGUCCCGACGGCUGGGGUGGACUCUAAAGACACCAAGGUCGACGGGGUGGCCGAUCAAAGCAAGGGUUCGGGGGACUCAAGAAAAAGUACCGGAGGCAGCAGUAGUACUGGUACUAAAGCGACGAACAACGAUGAAGAUGAUGAUGUCAAUUCGGCUUAUAAACACUACGGAGGCACUGGUUCGAACUCUGAUUCAUCAACUGACACUCACCGUUAUUAUUCUGUGGAUGACCGCACCGGUUCGGGCUCGAACGACGACGGACGCAAGCCUAAGCACUGAGAUUCACUGCUGCUUCCAAUCAAAGAAGAUGGAUCGAGCUGGCUAGCUCAUGCAUGUUUCAUAAAUAAGUAGAACCAGUGUGUGGCGAUGUGUUAGCCUAUGGGUUCGGUUUUACUAUGUCUUUCGCGCUUGUUUAAUCUAUUGUACGUGAUGGGUGUGGCUUGUUAGGCCUAUUGUAUGUACGUAUUUUGAAUUCGCAAUAUAUAAGCUAGCUUU
Fragaria vesca subsp. vesca is the source of this 717-nucleotide messenger RNA. RefSeq lists its product as uncharacterized. NCBI's taxonomy places the organism in Eukaryota, Viridiplantae, Streptophyta, Magnoliopsida, Rosales, Rosaceae. The transcript has 2 exons. Bases 79 to 501 code for a protein of 140 amino acids. The record is from RefSeq and is a predicted model, not a curated record.